CUUCUUGUGAGGAACAGGUCCUGAGGAAACAGGAAGUAUUAGCAUAAAAGCAGAGUUGAAUAAAGCUACUGGGUAAAACAUGUGGAUGUGUGUACAGCUGACCUAUCCUGUCAAAUAGCUAAGACAGAACAAGGACCAGAACAGUUAACAGCUUGGUUAGAAAAAACAUGAUAGCGAACAGGCUGGCCUAGACCCUGAUGUGCAGCAAGCCGUUGCUGUAGUCCAGCCUGGAGCCCACUUGUCACACACAGGAAUAUCCGCAGCCCCAUCUGGUGUUCAUAGGGUCUGGAAAGAGGCUUGGGAGUUUGUGGCGAAAGUAAGAAAGCAAUUAGCCUCAUACUGAUGGUUCAUUGAACAUUUAUUGAUGGUUCAUGUGUCUAGCUCAGGAGUCCAGAUAUAACUGACUCCCAAGGAAAAAAAUCUGCCCAACCAGACAAAAUGAUCCUGGACAAGACCUAGCCAGUUGUUCUGACUUCCCACCAAGGCCUGCUUUCACCUGCUCACAGAAACCAUGUUCUGCAUAGGCCAGCUGUCCAGAGACAUGCCUGGUGACCAGUAAUCACAGUGGAGAGAGGGCUGUCCUGGCUCUGACCCGGGCUAUCAGAUACUGGGAGGAAGCAGUGGGAUCAGGAGGGGAGGAUACAGUUUGACUCAUCAAAGGCAUCCUGAGGUUUCCCUGGCUGACUCCUCCAAGGGGCCGUAGACAAUCAGUGCAUUGUCAGCGGCUGUAGCAUGGAGCGAGGGCACAUCCACACUGAAAGCCUCAGGUCCAGGCUUCUUGAGGUAAGUGUCUCUACCAUCCCCACACAAGAACACAGGGAUAGAUACCGCAGGAGACAGGAGUGUUACCAUCCACCAUCAACCCUUUCCCUGAGGAAGUGGGAUCCCUGGUCUCUAACCCAGAAGCCCCACUGACAGUAAUGUGCCCCCAGGUGAAGACUAAAACCUGCCCUAGGGGCUGGAGAGCUGCAGGCCUGCUGCUACUGCUGACACUGGCCACUGCAGGGGCCCUAGCUGGAGGGCUUCUUGGCUUCCUGUACAGCCCUCCCAAGCCAUUGUUGCAGAUGCUCCAAAAGACCUUCUCAAGCUCCAGGGUGCCCUGGCCCAACCAAACCACUCUAGUGGACGUGGCCCAGAACAUGGCAACUAUCGUGGUGUCUCCGCUUCAGAACAACCACAGCUGGGCCGUGCUGUUCGACGGGCAAAGUGGCUACAUCUGUUACCGCCCUGCAGAGCACCAGGCCUGCUUCCUCCGUCUGAUGGAAGCCCAAGAUUGGGAGACCCUACGGCUGCUGGUGAACACUUCCAGGGCCCAAGAAUCCCGUGUACCUGGCCAAGACACCCACUAUGCCCAGGAGCUGCUGGCAGUUUUAGGGGGCCAUACCGUGGACCCUGCCCAAGUGGGAGCUUCGGUGCAACACCUUUGCGUGGAUACUCCCAUCUACUGGGCCCGACGAGCAGAGGGGCCCCAGAGACAGCGGCUGAUCUACCUCUGCAUUGACAUCUGCUUCCCGAGCAACAUCUGUGUGUCCGUCUGCUUUUAUUACCUUCCAGACUAAGCCCCCUACCGAGCCCUCAUGGCCUUUGGUCCCACAGGCCACUCCUGUCCCUACAGGUCAGCAAGCUGGUCAGGUCACCAGCACCAACAAAGGGCAGCUGACAGUGGGGACAAAUAAACCCAGAUUACCCGGC
Peromyscus californicus insignis is the source of this 1692-nucleotide messenger RNA. RefSeq names its product BRICHOS domain containing 5 (gene Bricd5). The transcript is spliced from 5 exons. The coding region runs from base 921 to 1559 and encodes 212 amino acids. Lineage: Eukaryota; Metazoa; Chordata; Mammalia; Rodentia; Cricetidae. Gene Ontology annotation, biological process: regulation of cell population proliferation. The record is from RefSeq and is a predicted model, not a curated record.